AUGAGGGGCAUCGAAGUCAAGGAAUACGUCAAGGGCCCUAAGGAGUUGAAGGUCACUGACCUGCCCGACCCCACGCCCAAGAAAGACGAGUAUCUCAUCCAGGUCCAUGCCGCGGCGACAAACUUUUUCGAUAUCCUGCAGAUUCAGGGCAAAUACCAGAACCAGCCUCGUAUGUUCCUCGCUCACAUGAGCUUUGCUCUUGAUUUUCUCAUGAUGACAUCUCCAUUAACGAAUCCCCAGCCUUCCCCUUGGGUGGCAGGUGCCGAGUUCGCCGGGCAUCGUGCUGAAGACGCCAGCCGGCUCCCAAGUCGUCUAAGUUCCCCGUCGGCUCGCGCGACUUUGGCGCGACCCAGGGCGUGUCGCAGAGUCUCUCUGCUGCCGUACUGA
Molecule: messenger RNA, 387 nt
Organism: Verticillium alfalfae VaMs.102
Lineage: Eukaryota; Fungi; Ascomycota; Sordariomycetes; Glomerellales; Plectosphaerellaceae
Exons: 2
Coding region: 1-387 (128 amino acids)
Source: RefSeq, a predicted model, not a curated record